Messenger RNA from Podarcis lilfordi (Lilford's wall lizard), 19131 nucleotides. NCBI's taxonomy places the organism in Eukaryota, Metazoa, Chordata, Lepidosauria, Squamata, Lacertidae. The record is from the annotation of a GenBank genome assembly.
AUGGUCUGCGGGGGCGGAGGGAGGAUCGGCGCCGCUGCCGCAGCCGCUGUGUUGUUCUUGGGGCUCCGAUCGGGUAAGUGGAGCCGCAGCAGAAGGAAGCGUCGCCUCCCCUUAACAUUGCAGGGUUUGGAGCGCCGUUAUCUUGUUAAAAGUUAUUAUUGAAAAAGCGCCUUUUUCGGUGAGGAUCCUCUUGCAGCUUCUCUUGGACGUGUCCUUUAUUGGAGGGGGAAUCUUGCGCUCCGCGGACACCCCUAGCUCGCCAAGCCGCUCAUUUUCCUUCUGGUCGCCCGCAGAGCACGAAUUGCAAACCGCAUGAAAUCUCUUGCAUGACACUCGGCUUUUAAAUGAUGAGUUAAAAAAUAAGUUAAUCUUCACUGUAAGGCAGGAGACCCUCAAACCUCUUCAGACCCCCCGCCCCCUAAACCCAGUCUGGAAUAUAGACACACUUUCUCAGGACAUAUUUACAGUGCGCGCAUACUGGUAUCUAUUUAUAGCUAUUCCUUUUCGCUGGGAAUUGUCUUGUGGGUGCGGAGGCUGCAGAUCUCUAACUGAGAAUCUGGGCGACCUGAAUGAAGUAGAACCCCCCUUGGGGAGUAUCUAUAACACUUCGACGAAUAUAGAACGUGUAUAGCAUACAGCAGGCAUCCCCAAACUCGGACCUCCAGAUGUUUUGGGACUACAAUUCCUAUCAUCCCUGACCACUGGGCCGAGUUUGGGGGUGCCUGGCAUACAGUGUAGACACACACGCAUUCUCUCUCCUUUCUUCCACCUUCUCUUUCAUUUUAUUAUACGUAGCAAAAGUGGUGUCGCUGGUGCAAUGACGUUUGAGUGAGACUGACCCACAAGUUGCUAAAUGUGUUGGCGGUGGGGGGGCAGUCAGCAGCUGAAGGCCCCUGAAGCCAUAUUCCCCUCCAAACUCGCAAGGGCUUAAGUUACCAGCCUCAAUAGACACAGGGUGGAGGCGAGUUGUUGAACAGGAAUUAGCUCAGCCUUAUUUCUCAACUGGGUGGCGCUGUGGGUUAAACCACAGAGCCUAGGACUUGCUGAUCAGAAGGUCGGCCGUUCGAAUCCCUGCAACGGGGUGAGCUCCCAUUCUCAGUCCCUGCUCCUGCCAACCUAGCAGUUUGAAAGCACGUGAAAGUGCAAGUAGAUAAAUAGGUACCGCUCCAGCGGGAAGGUAAACGGCAUUUCCGUGCACUGCUCUGGUUCGCCAGAAGCGGCUUUGUCAUGCUGGCCACAUGACCCGGAAGCUGUACUCUGGCUCCCUCGGCCAAUAAAGCGAGAUGAGUGCCACAACCCCAGAGUCAGCCACGACUGGACCUAAUGGUCAGGGGUCCCUUUACCUUUACCUUUAUUUCUCAACCAGGUGUUCUCCAGUUGUUUUGGACUACAACUCCCAUCAGCCCCAUACAGCAAGCAGAUAGGAUACCAUGGCUGAUGGGAACACAGCCAUGCUUGGCUGGGGCUGAUGGGAGUUGUAGUGUAAAACUGCUGAAGGGCAGCAGAUUUGGGUAAAACUGCAACAAGGCAUCGCCAAGCCUGAGUGAAAAUGACCUGCAACGAAAUUGGAUGGGCUUUCCUGUCUUGCCACCCAAAAAGUCUGAAAUCGUGUUUUGACAUUAAACAAAACUUAGUCUGGUGUUUCUUGAUUGUAUGGGCAUGCGUGACAUCUCAUCAAGCUGUCAUCUGUGAAGUAUUAAAUGCCAUUUCACAUUAUCUCUCAAAUGCUAUGAUCACAUGCCAGCUAUCAAAUAUUCCUGGCCUCUACAUACUAUUGCAUGUUUGCAAUUGGACAGUGUCUAUUGCAUGUUAGCCUCUAAAUGUUGUCAAGUACCAUAGGUACUUAAUAUGUGGAUAAUAUUCAAGAGCAAAUUUCAUAAAAGAGUAUUUUGAAAAGGAAACUAAUUUCACUUCUACUUCUGGAAGAUAUUAAAUAUGGGGGAGAAGAGCAAAGUAGGUUUAAGGAGACAAGUGGAUGCUUACAAAGUGCUUCGUAGAAUAGUGGAGCUAUUUCUCAGGGUGGGGGCACAUGCCUGUAUCCUGAAGGAAGGAAUCGUUUAUCAUCUUACAGUGUGGUAAACAAAAUCUGCUGCCCAUUGUAAGAUGGAAAGGUAGCUCUAAUAUUUUUCCUUUUUAUUGAAUUUGGGAAUGUGGAACGCACCGUGUGCUCUGUUCUUCUUUGGCAAUCACUCGUAGCUGACAAAGAUUGUCUUCCAUAAAUAUGGUCUUAACAGUGUGUCCAUAAGUGACUGUGGAGGCCAAUUCUGGAUCCACAUGUCCUUUCCACUGUGGGGACUUAGGUUUCCCGAUGGGAGUUGAUCACAGUGAGGAUUUUCCAAACGUGCCUUCCUCUUAGCUCCUUUCUUCCUUUCAUCCUGAGUUUGUGCUGCUUCAAAGUCUUUGAUGUCUUUGGUAGAGGCUAUUCUUCAAUUGGAGUGCUUGCAGGCCAGUGUUUGCAGGUGUGCUCUGUUACUGUAACACAGACCACAUAAUACAUGAUACAACAAGUUCAUGUGAACUUCCAGUAGCAAAAUUGCGCCAGAGAAGAGACAGACUUGGUUAAAAUGAGGCAAAGUCUCUGUGUUCAAAAAGUCUUUUAAAAAUAUAUUUAUUUAUUUAUUAUUUAUUAAAUAUUUUUUAAAAAAAUCCACUUGAUUGUAAAAAGAACCCUUCAAAGUAAUUUACAAAAAAAAAACAAGAAGAUUAUCAACAUGUAAAAUUAACAACAACCAUUUGAAACUUCCAGAAAGUUAAAAUAACAAUAGACUAAAUACAAAUUAAAAACUUGCAUCAACUUUCUAAGCGUCUGGGUAAGCAUGUCUAAACAAUAAUGUUUUUGGCAGGGGCCAAAAAAAAAAAAACAGUGAAGGUGCCAGCCUGAUAUCUUUAGGCAGGGAGGUCCAAAGUGUAGGUGCUGCCACACUAAAAAAUCAAGUUCCCAUGAAUAUUGAGUUCAAAUGAUGUUCAUGUUAGUUUCAGCUUAACAUCAUCAAGCUGUUUGUGGUAGUUUUCCCUUUGAGACUGAAAAUUACCACAGUCCUGUAGUCCGGGAUUAGGAAACUAGAAGGGAAGGAUCUGGGUUUUUUCCACCAGUUUGAGUACAAGUCGGUGGGGUUUUUUGAGGUGGUAAUGGCGAUAGCUGACAGGGUCAGUCCAACUUGAAAUGUGGAUUGAACUCCCCCAGCCAGUUUGUGGAGUUGUACACAGAAACAGCCAAAGCUAUGAGCUAUCUGACUGACAUCAGACUUAAUGGAUGCAUUUGAUACCCCAGAAGCUAUCAAUAUCCUAACUACUGGCAGGGUAUUACAAUUAAAACAUCUAAGAUAAGUUACAGUUAAAAAACAUCUAAAGCAGUUAAAAACAUUCUUCCACCCAGUGAUCUCAAGGUUGCCAGAAACUGCAUUCUCCAGCUGCCAAAUUCCUGGGUAAAUGGGAAUGUUUUCAAAUCCCUCCUGAAAGUUAGUAAUGAUGGAGAUGGGCACACCUUACUAGGAAGGGCAUUCCACAACCAGGGAACCACCGCUGAAAAGGCUCUAGUGGCGAUGACACCACCAAAUUAUUAUAAUUAAUAAAGUAGUAGUAGUAUAGUAGUAUACUAUAGUAGUAUAGUAGUAUAGUGAAGGGACGCGGGUGGCGCUGUGGGUUAAACCACAGAGCCUAGGACUUGCCGAUCAGAAGGUCGGCGGUUUGAAUCCCCGCGAUGGGGUGAGCUCCCAUUGUUCGGUCCCUGCUCCUGCCAACCUAGCAGUUCGAAAGCACGUCAAAGUGCAAGUAGAUAAAUAGGUACCGCUCCGGCGGGAAGGUAAACGGCGUUUCUGUGCACUGGCCACAUGACCCGGAAGCUGUACUCUGGCUCCCUCGGCCAAUAAAGCAAGAUGAGCGCCGCAACCCCCGAGUCGGUCACGACUGGACCUAAUGGUCAGGGGUCCCUUUACCUUUACCUUUAGUAGUAUAGUAUCAGUAUUAGAUUAGUACCCCACCCAUCUGACUGGGUUGCCCCCAUUCUUUGGAUGAGGCUGCUUCCCCUUUAACCCCAGUGUAUUCCCAGUCAGUGCAUUCCCGGUGCUAAAAGAUUGUGCAAGGUGAAUAGGAAAACUCUGAAUUGCUAUUAAGCUCCCUUCAACUUGCCACUGUAAAAAAAGGAACCUCGGCUUUAAAAAUCCUAGCUCAUUUCGCACUCCUGGUUAUCCACCUUCCCAAUGCUUUGUUUUUUAAUAAUCACUUUCAUUUCUUUUUCCAUGGCGUCUUUCACUUUCACAUUUGCUGGCCAGGCCCCAUGAGUUUCUGCUCUUGUUUGCCAACCGUGUGAUUGACCAUCUCCCUGAGACUUUCAUAAAGGCUUAACCACCCCACUCAGCUUCUCUAGAACAGAUAACUAGGAGUGUGGGAGAUACCCCAGGGAAAUAGGGCCCCCCAAACCCUACUCCUUGGUACAUCUUUGCAGUAAGCCAGACUUGCUGACAACACAAACAGUGAAGAAGAAGAAGAAAAAGAAGAAGAAGAAGAAGAAGAAGAAGAGUAGUUUGGAUUUGAUAUCCCGCUUUAUCACUACCCUAAGGAGUCUCAAAGCGGCUAACAAUCUCCUUUCCCUUCCUCCCCCACAACAAACACUCUGUGAGGUGAGUGGGGCUGAGAGACUUCAGAGAAGUGUGACUAGCCCAAGGUCACCCAGCAGCUGCAUGUGGAGGAGCGGGGAAUCGAACCCGGAUCACCAGAUUACGAGUCCACUGCUCUUAACCACUACACCACGCUGGCUCUCAUCAUCGCUGACAGCAGUGCUGGAUGGGUGGAGCUCAGUCUAGCUGAGCCAUCUGCACAGCUGGAUUGUGGAGAUUGUAGGUGUUGAAACAGCCUUCCUAGUGUCUAGACUCUAGACAGAGCUUGGCUAGCUCUGUGAUGGCUUGAAGACUCAGAGUCCUGCAGGUCACAGGAAGAAAGGAAGGAUACUUCAUCAUUGCACUGCACUGCUUAUGUGCUUUAAGGCAAGUUUGUAAAUAAUCCUUGUUUUAUGGGAGCCUGUGGUAGAAUUGUCUCCAAAUAAUAUAACUGUGUUAUAGGAGCUGUAAUUUUAAGGACCUGCACUCAAGCUUGCGCUUUCCACCUUCCUCCUCUUCUUUUCUUCCUCGUGUGUCAUAUCUUUUCAUAUUCUCAAUCUGAUAUCAGGGGCUGUUGUAGUACUGAUUUUUCUCUGCUGAUUUGGGAGCCCCUUUUUUGGCUCAAAAGGGCAGGGUGUAAAAAUGCCGUACAUAAUUAAAAUAAAUAAACUUCGAGGCAGGGAAAAACCUGCAAUCUGGGUCACUGAUGACUGAGUACUGUAGAGAUUUGUGUGGACCAGUAACUCUUGCUAACUUAAAUGCUGCUUUGAGGACCCUUGAAAAGUGAGGUUCGAGGCACCCCUCUAGACUCAGUGAAAUGUAUGGCAGAAUCAGGGAACAAUGAGCAUUUAUCUGGAGGUCUGUGGCUCAGUAGGUAAGUCACUUGCUUUGCAUGCAGAAGGUCCCAGGUUCAAUCCCUGGCGAUUCCAGGUAAGGUUUGGAAAGACCCCUUGUCUGAAAGCCACGAAAAACCACUUCUAGUUAGUGUAAAUCAGGGAUAGACAGACUUCAGUAUUAUUACUGGGUUUUUUCCCCAGAGCUCUGCUGAGAGACAGGAUUCCUCCCUCCAUUGACUGCCAGAUGGCAGCAGCCAUUCCACCAGGCUGCAGCGGAUGAGCAUAGCUGUCAACUUAUUUUCAGAUUUGAAAAUAAGGGAUCAGCGGCCUCAAAAAUAAGGGAUCAGCAGCCUCACCUGUCCCGGGGACAGUCUACGGGAUAUCUAACAAUCCUGGAUAGCAGCGGGAAGCAGCAGGAAACGGCACUGGAAUAAGGGAAUUCCCCGCAAAAAAGAGAAGGUUGACAGCUAUGUGGAUGAGAUGGGGGAAAGAAAGGAAGCAGGGUGGUUAUCGGACUACAACUCCCAUCAGCCCUCUUUGGCAUUGCUGCCUGCUCAGCCUACUGGGAGUCUAGCGACAUCCGGAGAGGUCCACAAGUUCCCCCACCCUUGCUUGGAGUGGACCACCCUUCUCUUCUGUCUCAGCCCUGCUUCCUUCCCAUCUGCCAAAUGGGAAUAAUGCUGUUGCCCUACCGUACAGGGUUAUUGUAAGGAUAUUAAUAAUGUGCGUGUAGCCAUUUGAAAAGCUUCUCUGUUUGUAUCUGUUUAAUUUAAUUACUUUUUUCCAUUGGGCAAGGCAGUUUCUCUCGUGAAUUAAAAAAAUUACAACCGGAAAAGCGAGUCUCUUUGUGGGGAGACAAACUGGUUCUUCCGCUUACUGAGAGGCACUGCUGUACACUUUUGAAGGGACUUGGAGAUGACUCAGCAUAGCAUGUAACUGGAUGACUUUGGGAAAUGAGGUCGCCUCAUUUAUUUAUUUUUACUUUAAACUAUUGAUGCUGCGCCUCUUGGUGGCUGCUCAAAUGCAGAUUGCAUUUUUGUGGGGAAGUUUGAAGCAUUAGUAUGACAGAAUGUAGGAAAUAGCCUUAGCUGACAGGUUCAAGCAGCGGUUCCCAAACUUUUGGGGACUAUUGCCCCCUUAGUCCCAUAAGCUCACCCCCAGUGCCCCCUACCCUAUAAAAAGCAUUAUGCAAAACAGCCAUUUGUACAGCUCACUAAGGAAGACAACAACACAAUAACAGUAACAAUUAACUGCGUAUUUAUUCAAAAAAUACAUAUAUGCAAAAAUAAAUAUAUACUCUGACCUAAUCUUGCAACUAAAAAAAGAAUAUUCAGUAAAGAAUAUUUACUAAUGAAAGUGUAAGGCUGAAGGAAGUUUAUAGGACAAAUUAUUUUUAUUUAGCCACUUACCGCACAUGCAUAGACCUUCACCUACCACAGAGGUGUGGUAACUAAAUUAUAACAAAAUCAAUAGCUGUUACCAAUAAUUGGCUAUCUUGUGACUUGUGAAUCUCAGAAUCGUAAAUACAAACAACUGACCAAAGGAAAUAGCUUUGAAAGCAAUAAGAGCAGUAAAACUUCUAAUAUGAAGCGAGGAAGGUGUUUCACUCUGGGGUCCAGCCUGGUCAGUUGUAAAUACCAUACUUUUCCAUGAAUUAGACUGUUUUUUUCUUUCAAAAUCAUUCAAAAAAGUGUGGGGCGUCUUAUACAUGAGUAGUGCAUAGGGUGGACAUUUAUUUGGUUGCUGCUGUGGCUAUUGUAUGUGUUAUUGGUUGGUGCAUCAGUGGGUGUUGUUGAUUGGCUGACAAUCCGGCAGUUGGGUGGUUGAUUUGCAGCUUCUGCCAGCGAUGUGUGCGGGUGAGCGAUUUUUGGCAAUCCCCCCUUUACCAGCUCAGCAACUCUGGGCAAUCCUCCGCAAAAAAAGCUCAACAACUCUUUUGCCAAUCUCCCCCUGUUUUCUUAAAUUUGAGACCCCCAAAAUAGGGGUAGCAUUAUACAUGGAAGCGUCCUAUAGACAGAAAAGUACGGUAAGUGAUCAAGGCGCUUGGAGGGACCCCCUGCUGCCUCCUUUUCUCUUAGCACCAUCCUAGGUAAUCCCACCCCCAAGACCAGAUGGACCAAUGGCCAGACUUGGUGCAAAGAAGCUUCUUAAGGCCCUUCCUGCCUCUCUGUUGACGGUUUAACUGUCACCCUCCCCAAAAUUCUCUCCCGCACUAGCUAAACUGCUCCUUCAUUGGUGCAUCAGAAUAUUUCACCAGUGUCCGCCCAGAGCAUCGUGGGCGCCACCCCCCCCAACACACACAUUAGCCUUCACUGCUGGACCCACUGCCUCUCCUAAAAUUUGUCCUUCUUCUUAAUCUCCUGAAGGUUUGCCGCAAUUUCGCACCAGCUUCCUCCACACCGAGUUUGAAAGCAGAGCGUCCAAGGUCAUCUCACAAGCCAGCAUGAAGGUGGAGCUGCUCCCGGCCCUCACAGACAAUUACAUGUACCUGCUCAUCGACGAGGACACCAAGGAGGCUGCGAUAGUUGACCCUGUGCAGCCCCAGAAGGUACCUCUGCUCUUUCUGGGUUUAGAAGCUUUGGAGAACACAGUUUAGUCGAUCAGAUCCACACUUGCGGAGUUGGUCAGUGUACACAGUGCCGAGCUAAAUGGAUCCAAUCCUCUUAACUCUGUAUGAAGCAGCUACUUAUGUUCCUAAAGGGCAGGGCCGUAGCUCAUUGCUUAAGAGCACCUGCUUUGUAUGCAGAAGGUCCUUGUUAUCUCCAGGGAAGGUUAGGAAUGUCCCCUGCCGGAAACCCUGGAAGCUGCUGCUAGUCAGUGUGGGGGUCUAGGUGGGGCUCCCCUCGUGCUUGAGCUGGAAGCUGCAGUUAGAGCAGACUGCUGCAGCACGAUUGCUGACAGGAGUGAGGCCUUGUCAGCUUAUAACACCUGCGCUCAGAGAUCUGCCCUGGUUGCCGAUUUGUUACCGAGACAAAUUCAAGGUUUUUCUAUUAGGCUAUAAAUCCCUUAAUAACUUGGGACCAGUUUACCUAUGAGAUCAAUUUAUCCAAUAUGUGCCCACUUGACCACUUCAGAUGGCAGAAUUGGCACUCUUGUAAGGACCACAUAAUAACUGUUUCACAUUUGUAAGAACUCAGUUGUUUAGUGUGGCAGCGCCUAUACUUUGGAACUCCCUGCCUAUUGAUAACAAGCAGGCUCCUUCACUGUGUUCUUUUUAGCAGCUGCUGAAAACAUUGUUUAAACAAGCCUACCCAGAUGUUUAGAAAGUUGAUGUGAGUUUUCAUUUGUUUUUUUGGUAUGUUUUCAAUUAUUGCUAUAAAUUUUUAGUAAUAAUUUUAUUGUUUGUCUUUUUUUGUAAACGGCUUUGAGAGGUUUUUUUCUACCAUCAAGUUUAAAAUAUCACAUGCAUUAACUACAGACUCAAAAGAAGGAAAUGUAUUUGCUUUUCUCCUACCCGUAUAAGGAAACUGCUGGUGUUCCUAGUAUUUCCUUUUACAGGGACUCCUUAUGUCCAAAUAGACAUCUAAAUGAGAUUGACCAUAAUAAGCCAUGGUUUUGAAGAUAGGCCACAUUUGCACCACCCAUUUAAAGCACCAUGAUACCACUUUCAACAGUCAUUUGAAAGAAUUGUGGGACUUGUCAUUUGCUAAGGGUUCUGAUAGGAUUCUCCUCUUGCCCUCCCACAGCUGCAGUUCCCAUAUUUCCCUGGGAAGUUGAUCGUUCAACCAUUCUGUGAAUUGUUUGCUCUUCGAAGAGAUUUCCUAGCAAUUCUUGGCACCCUUAAUAAACUACAUCUCCCAGGAUUAUUUGGGGGAAGACAUGACUGUAAACAGUGCUUUUAAUGGAUGGCGUGAAUGUAGCCGUAGAAAGUGUUGUGAAAUCAAUAGUGGCAAGAAACUGCGGAACUGGCAAAAUUGGCAUAUAAAUUGCGUGACAAGGAAAAUUGCGACUUCAAGGAUGAAUGGGAACUUUUUACAAAUUAUCUAAAAAGACAACAAAAUGAUUUGGACUCCUUGGCAGGUUUUGAACAUCCAUAAAUUUAUUAGUAGAACAUAUGACAGAUAAGGCAAGGAUAUGUACAAUUUUAUAACAUGCAGAGAACAGUAUGUGCAAAGAAAUCAGAGAGGGGAGCUGAGGGAAGUCCUUGGGGGGGAUAAUGUAAUUGGUUAUUUGGACUGAUGAUUUGGUAAGUUGAAAGUGUUUAAUAUUUUUUUUUUUUAAAAAAGUGUUGUGAAAUCUUCAGGCCAUUCAGCAAGGGAUGGGUAUGGGGGCAUUUGUCCUUCCAGCCUUGCAGUACAUGUCUCUUAAGGACUCACAGAAUCCACUUAAACCACAAAGCUGGUUGUGACUCAAAUAGAUUUUGUGAAAAGGUAAAUAUCCUUCCUUUUCCUCCUGUCUGUAGGUUGUGGAUGCAGUCAGAAAGCAUGGAGUGAAACUGACCACUGUCCUUACUACGCAUCACCACUGGUAACCCUUUUGUGUUAUAUGAUUUAAAUAAAGGAAAGGUCUUGUGCUUUGGUGAUGUAUGUGCUGUUCAGCCUCAUGCUGUAGGAAGCUGCCAUGGUAUACGUUAGUGGUUCCGAAACCUUUUUGGGCCAUGGCCCCGUUGGUUCCAUAAACACAUCCCCAGUGCUCCCUACCCUAUAAAAAGCAAUAUUCAGAAUAGUGGUUUGUACUGCACACUAAAGAAGAUGGUAACACAAUGAAAUUCAAAAUAGUAUCCAUUAAUUGCACAUUCAUUCAGAAUCUAGUUAGAACUAUUUAGUUUAAUUAAUUCAACAAAACCCUGCGACCCAAUUGCCUCUCAACACGCAACAUUUCAACCAGCUUCAGUUUUGUUUGGAAAUCAAAUUUAAGGUCUAUGAAGGGGCAUCAUUUAAUUAUAACACCACAUUGGCCUUAAUAAUUGUAUUUUGAAGUCAAGAAGGACUUCCUCCUCUCAAUCGAAUUGCCUUGAUGCAUCUCCCUUUAUCUCUUCCCCUGAGCCUCCUUUCUUUGUGUUCCUCACAACUUUCUCUAGUGUGAAACAGGAUGAGCUCCUUGCUGUAAAGCCACUGUGGUGCUUGCUAUCCAGGCCAGGCCAAGGCAUUUUGCUGCCUGAGGUGAAACAGCAACACCCAACAACCUGCUUCCAAAUUAAGGUGUAGAAUACCCAAGUCUGACCAAUGCCACAUUUAUAACAUACAUUUAAAGCACUUAUGAUGCCACUUUGAACAGCCAUGGCUUCCCCCAAAGAAUUCUGGGAGUGGUAGUUUGCUAUGGGAAAUUGUUAAGCCACUCUGGAAAUGGUAGCCUGGUGAGGGGAAUAGGGGCCCCCUAACAACUCUCAGCACCCUUAAAAAUUCAUUGGGCGAAGCCAUGGCUUUUUAAAGUGGUGUCAUAGUCCUUUAAAUUUACAGAGUGAAUGUGGCCCUAGUUAUUUUGUCCAGAAAAUUCCACAAGCACCUUUACCUGGGAAUAAAAAAUACAGUGACUGUUGUCUAAGUAAGUUCUACUAAUAAUAGCCCCAUUGCAAUUAAUGGACCUAUAUUAGUUAUGUUGAUUAAUUUCAACCUAAUGAUAAAUUAAAAAGUAAGAAUUUGCUGUCCUUUCAUGAUACCUCAAAUUGGCUGCCACACUCAGCCCAGUGAUAGAGCCAGCCCCUACACACAUUACAGUGUUUGUGUCCUGUGCGCCAGUGUGGUACCCACACCUAUUUUUGCCACACCUACAUGCAGCCCCCCCAGAGGGUUGUCCAUGGGUGGAUACAGGCCCUUGGACCAUUGCCCCACCCCCGUAGCCACCCCUGGACUACAGGAUGAGGCCAUUAGUUCCAUUUUUAAAAAAGAAAAAAGAAAAGGACCAAUGGCUUAACUUUAAAGAAAAGCAGGAUUCAGGCUGUUUGCUUGAUGCACAUUGUAAGAGACUGCCUCUUGUGUGUUUUGCUCCAAAGUCUGACCAUUUUGACCUUCUAGGGACCACGCUGGUGGCAAUGAGAAACUUGUAAAGAUGGAGCCGGGGUUACAAGUGUACGGGGGAGAUAGCAGGGUUGGAGCCUUGACCCAGAAAGUCUCUCAUCUUAUGUCAUUUCAGGUAAAAAGAAAGAAACGGGGGAAAUACGUUUGCCCAAAACAUCCUCUGAAAUCAUGUGUUCCGUUUGAGCACUGAGGCGCACGAAGGCCCUAGAGCAUGGCAAUUGCGUUCUUGUCGCCGUUUCCUCCCCACACAAAUGUCCUUUGCAUGUGGCAGCUCUCUGCUUGUGGAAGAUGGACUUCCUGACCUGAAAUUCCUGUUUUUUGUUUGGUUUGUCUAUUUUGCUUAAGCACAGGAACACAUAAUGCACAGUUGCAGUGCUGGCUCAGAAUGGCCCUUUUCGCCUGCCACAAGCAUGGAGCUAUCACGAGGAAGGAGAGGUUUGGGGGGGGGGAGCUUCCUCCUUAAGCAGGGUGACUCCCCGGCCAUUUGGCCUGUUUGGUGCCUCCCAUGGGAGUUGUGUGAUGCACCAGAAGUACCACAGAGUUUCCACCCCUCUGUUUUUGGCCCUGUUUUGCCCAUAAAACAAGCAGAUGUGAGAAGACACACAGUCUGUUGCCAUAUCAGCCUCUUGACAAAGACUUCGUGUGAUCAAAGGCCUUCUCUAAGCGCUAAUGUCACAGCAACCAUGCACAGCACAGUCUCCCAGCAGCCUUUGCCCAGGAGGUGUUCUCAAGCAGUGGUUGACCGUUUAGGUCAUCUGGGAGAAGCAACGAGGAGGUCCUGUCCUCCUUAAGAAGCUGCCAUGUCAACUAGCCCAGAGGUGGCCUUCAUCACAGGGGUGGCUAACCCAUGGUCUUCCAGAGGUUGCUGGACUCUUCAUCGUCCCUGACCAUUGGCCAUGCUAGCUGGGGCUGGUUAGAGCUGGAGUCCAACAACAAUAUCUAGAGGGACACAGGUUAGCCUCCCGUGCUUUACAGGGUAGAUAGAGCGAUAACUUGAACUAGAUCUACUUUUGCAAUGAUGUAGGUCAGAGAUGGGAAAUCUGCUGCCCUCCACUCCUUACUGGACUCCAACGCCCAUCACUCACCACUUUCAGCCAUGUGGGCUGCUGGUAGUUGGGGUCCAAUGUCAUGUUCCCCAGCCCAGAUGGAGGCUUUGUGGAGUAUCACAGACCUCUCCAGCGGGGGAAAUGGACGCAUAUUGCUGGCUCCAAAUACUGGUUACUUGCGCAAGUGUUUUUGGUAGCUGGGGGCUUAGGGUUGUAUCUGAUGCUAGCCCUGCUCUGAGUAGACCCAUUGAAGUUAAUGAACAUGGGCUACCAUAGCUCCCUUAAUCUCAUUGGGUCUAGUCUGAGUAAAGCUCAGCUAAAGACAAUCCUGAAGGUCAAACUAGUUGUGAUGUUAACCAGCUGAUUGAUCCGUGCCUACUUGCUUUCUUUUUUAAAUUUACUAAGUAGCUGUGGAAGGAGGUGGAUCGAAACUGCAGUGGAGGUCCAAGGGCAAGACCCUCCUCCACUGUACUGUGAUUUACGGGGGUGGGGGGGACAUAAGGGGAGCAACUGCUAAAUACUAAAGAAAAAGCAAACCUUUGCGGAGGACCACUUGUGUGAUUAACAUCACAUCUAAUGCAGCCUUUAAUGGGUGAUUUCAUAGCCCUCCCACACAGGCGUUCAUUGCCCCCUGUGGACAAAGCAAGCCUGAUUUCCCCAGUCGCUGUUCAUGGUGAGUUGCUGAAAAUGUCAGACCCUUUCUCCUGCUGGAAUGACCAAGGCCGCACAGCUGUCAUGGGUGCUUUUUACAGCUGAGAAUUAGUCAAGCUUCCAAUCUUGCCUGACAAAGAGUUCUGUGCAACCAAGAAGUGGGCGCAAGUCAUGACUACUCAAAACACACAAUACUAGACCAUAGUCAUUGGCUUGCAUCAGUUUUUAGGGUUCCUUUCCUCCUCAUCCCCACCCCUCUGCUUCUCUUCACCCCUGUGGGUGUUACCAAUCUGAGAUUCGCCAUGUUGGUGUGGAGCGGUCGUGCCCUUGGUGGGCAAUUGUGGUUUAUCUGCCCCUUUGCUUUCCCCCUCAAUGACUUGAGCUUUUCCACCUUUUUUUAGGUUGGAUCUCUUAACGUGAAAUGCCUCUCGACUCCCUGCCACACUUCUGGACACAUUUGCUAUUUUGUGACCAAGCCAAACAGCUCCGAGCCGCCUGCUGUGUUCACAGGUGAGGGUUUGGCGGCACUUCUUUUGCCUUGACCUCAGGAGCUUGAGCAACAUGGGGGGGGGGGGUUUGCAACCUAACCCACCCCCCAAAGAGAGUGCAGGGAUUGCCUUUGUGAAAAUAUUAUUAAAUGAUAAUGUAGAAUUGGAAAAUAUUCAGAUAAGUGCAGUCAAAAUGAUCACGAGGGACGGUUGCAGCAUUUGGGGCUUUUAAAAAUUCAUGUCCCUCCUCACUCACCUUUUGUAUGGCAUAGAAGAAAUGGAUAAAGAAAAGCUUUUCCCCUUCUGUCAUAACACUUGAAUUUGUGGACUUGUGAUGAAGCUGAAUGUUGGAAGAUUCAGGACAAAUGAAAGAAAAAUCCUUCACACAGCACAGAGUUAAGCUGUGGAGCUUGCUCCCACCGGAGGCAGCAGUAGCAGCCAACUUGGAUGGCUUGGAAAGAGGAUUGGGCAAAUUCAUGAAGGAUGGAGCUAUUAAUGGUUCCUUGCCACAAUGGCUGUGCUCUGCCUCCAUGCCUGCAGGCAGUAUGUCCCUGAAUACCAGCUGCUGUGAAUUGCAGGUGGACAUUGAUCCUGCUUGCAGGGUUCCCACAGGUAUCUGGCUGGCCACUGUGUGAGAACAAGAUGCUAGAGUCGAUGGGCCGCUGUUCUGAUCGAGUUGACUCUUCCCAUUCUCUUACGUGAAGAUGUUCCCUCUGCCCUCCUGAUGUCUUAAUCUGGCUUCACCCAAUGCGUUUGUCUGGUUGGGUGUUGGCCACCCCACAGCCUUCAUGUGGGUGUAACCAAACACGUUCAGCUGGUUAGGUGUUGGUCAAAGCAUGUGAUCUGCCACUUUGCUUCUUGAAUCCAAGAACUGCCUUCUGCAUCUUGACACAUUUUCUCACUUCAUAGCCCUUUUUCCAGUGUGCAAGUGUCACCCUGAACAGAUCUGUCCGUCCUCCCGACCUUCUAAAUGUGGGUGCUCUACAGUGAGUGCUCCGUCACUUUGCUACCCCCACCCCACCUUUAGAGUUUAAGAUCCCAUUCUCCAGGAAGAUUGGUCUCAUGGGUCCUCAUAUUUUGGGGCACAUUUGGAAAUCUAAUUAACUUACAGGAGCACCGUAAAAAAAAAUCCAUUUUAUUUUAAUCCAGUAAUAUGCCAUGAAAACUUAGGAGGAAAUGGAACAGGGAGGGGAUGAACACUUGCAGGAUGGAAGAACGGAGAGCAACCUCAGGAAGCAAUGGAGGACCACAUUCAAUAGCAUUUAGAGACCGCACACAGUUCUGGGUCUGCUGGUCACUCAGCUAUGGCUCAAGUCAUUAUGCUGAUUCUUUGUCACUCACUGCAAGCUUCUAGUCCCUACUGUUGAAGUUUCUCACCUCUGCCUCAGCAGAAUCUCCUUCCUGGUUUACCCUUUUCCACCAUGGUGCUCCCAAUUCCUGGUUCUUUAGUGAGAUCGUUAAAGUGUGUUCAUUCUCCUCUCUCUCUCCCUUCUCUAGGUGACACACUGUUUGUUGCAGGCUGUGGGAAAUUCUUUGAAGGAACGCCCGAGGAAAUGUACAGAGCCCUUAUUGAGAUCUUGGGGCGACUCCCUCCAGAAACGGUACCACGCAAAGGCUCCCUGUUUGGGUUGGGUGUGUUUGUUCCCUACUAAAGACAAUUAACUUUGGUAACUGUGUUCGCUCUUGGAGGACUCUUGUCAACCAGGCCAAUCUACAGCUCCCAAAACAUUUUGUGGGAAGCAAUAACAGAUAAGCCAGGGGUGGCUAACCCCCCAUUUGGUGGUUUGACCUACCCGGCAACAAGCACAUUUCCCCAUUCCCCUCCAAAAAAUAUCCCACAGAUUCUGGUGGUGUUGGCAAAAAGAAGGCACAGAGAUGAGGUUGGGAGCCCAGCACCCUGAUGGGGAAUACAGAUGAUGCCCCUUCCCUCCCUGGUCAUCAGAUUGAUGAUUUGAUUCACAGGGGCAGAGGUGAUAUCCCCUUUCUCAGCUGAUCUGUGCAGGUCAGCUGGUGUGUGUGAGAGAGAGAUUGUGCAAGAGAGUGUGUGAGGUGAUCACACCCACCACUGGCAUGUGCCACCCCACCCCAAGGGUUAGCCAAGCAUGAAUGCAGCCCUGAGGCCAAAAGAAGGGUUAGUUAUAUCCAAAUGAAACAGAUAUAAAAAAACAGAGCAUCCAGUAGCCCCACCCAGCUCUUGCAUUGUCCAACCAGGAAGCAAAAUAACCUUUUCCCGGGGAACAGUUAAAAGACAGACCUGGCCCUCAUGUUAGGCAAAGCAAUGGAAAAGUAUGAAUUGCCUCCCCAUUGGGGCACUGGGCUGGCCGGAGAGGUUUUAAUCCCGCUGCUCACCUCAGAGCCAUCAGGUAUAUAUUGUUGUGAGAUGGGGGGGGAGUGGGCUGCAUGCCAAGACCCCUCUAAUUCCUGGAAUAGCCAGGCUAACUUCCUGAUAGCCUAGGUAAUAGACCAUUAAGGGAACAAAGGAAGUGGCUUGGCACCAGAGGAAAAAUGGCUGGGCGCCUCUCCAUCAACUGGCUGGCAAAGGGACAGAGUUGAGAGUAAAGUUAUGUGAGCAUCAAGCAAAGCAGCAAGGUGCCUGACCAGGAUCAUCUUCUUCCUUCAGCAUGAUGGUCUGCUGAAAACCUCAGAAUUAGGCACAAAAAGCAGUUGUCUUGCAACUUAGGGGUGUGGGAAGCUGCCUUACACUGAGACAGAACCAGUGGUCCAUACAGCUCAGUACUGUUGACACUGACUGGCAGUAGCCCUCCAGGAUUUCAGGCAGGGGACAUUCCCAACCCUACCUGGAGAUGUCGGGGUUUGAGCCUGAGACCUUCUGCAUGCAAAGAUCUACCCCUGAGCUAUGUUCCUUUCCCUAAAAAUACAGAAAAGUUCCAGCCCCCAUGACUCUGAACAAAUGGCUGGUUUAAAUAGGAAGCUGCAUUCUACUAAGUCCUUCUACUUUCCCAGUCCUAUUGAGGAUUGAACUAGGGACCUUCUGCCUGCAGAGCAGAUGCUCUACCACUGAGCUACUGCCCUUCCUCAAGGCCUUCAGUGACUUUUAACUGCCUUCCUCCUCUUCUUCCUUCCUUUCCAGAAAGUCUACUGUGGUCACGAAUACACCAUCAACAACUUAAAGUUUGCCCGGCAUGUUGAGCCCAACAACAGCGCGAUCCAGCGAAAACUCUCCUGGGCAAAGGCAAGAUGGGCUUCUCAUUCCUGGAGAGGAGAUCAGUCAGUGGGAGGCCUCUGUUCCCUUCCGCACCCCAUGCCAUUGGGACAGGCAGUGCCAGUUUGGUUCCUUUACUCCGGCAGUGCUAGUCCAGGCCUGUAGCCAAAAUGGGCAGGGGUGGGUUUUGUGGGGGUUGGGAGGGUGAGGGCUAAUGACUCAUUAUAGGUGGGUGGGCGUGGCAGGUAACUGAACACUGAGCAAACAAUGCAAGUUCUAAUGUCAACAGAGCCUUCGUCAAACGGAAUACUGUUUUUUCCAAAAGUGACGGCCGCCUGAGUGCCUUUGCUGUCAUUGGCUAGAUCUCUGGAAGGCGGGAGCUGUUUUUCCGUUCCUUUCACCUCCCUUAGAAAAAGGGUCAGGGGUUUAAUGCUGUUUUUCACCAGCAGCCUCGCUUGGGAAUCCCAAGAAACCAAAAGAUCAUUUUGAUGAAAUCACUAUGUUAAAGACAACACUUUUGAAAAAUGCAUUUCACCAUCUUAAUUCAAAAUAGCGUCCAGUUGUAUCCAAAUUAGACAAAAACCUGCACAUUGAUCUCAGGAAUCAUAAUCAAAAACUUAGGUAAAACUAGUUUUAAAAGGUUUGAGUCUGUCAUCUUGGUUCAAAAUGACAUUCAGUUGUAUCCAAACUUGGAGGAAUAUUGGCAGGUGGUGGAUGCUCCUUCACUGGAGGUUUUUUAAAAAGAGCUUAGUUAGCCAUCUGUCAAGGAUUCUUUAGCUAUGAUUCUAUGAACACCUCCUCUUUGAUCUCAGGCACCAUCAUGCAACAUUUGGUUGGAUACCUUAAAUAUCCAAAUGCAUCUUGAACAGACAGAGGAGUUUCCAAAAUUUCUAGUAGAUGAAAACUGAGCAUUCAGGAUCAGGGGGUGUAGGCAUAUCCCAAAGCACUUUUGGAAGUCUCCUUGCAGUGGGGUUGGACUCGAUAAACCUUUGGAUCCCUUCCAACUCUACAAUUUAUGAUUCCCCUAGGCAAAAUACGAUGGUGGGGAGCCGACUAUCCCGUCGACCAUUGGCGAAGAAUUCACCUACAACCCGUUCAUGAGAGUCAGGUAAUUUGUGUUUGAGGAUGACGCUUUGGGAAGGAGAAGGUGUGGGGCAGGGUGUCCUGCAUUCUGAGGAACUGCAGCUGUGGGUCCAUGGCUUGAGUGGAAUUGGUUUCGUGAGAUGGGAGUGGUCAGUCUCUUUGAAAGUGAGAAUCUUAAUUUGCUGAUGUCCUGCAUCCAAGUACUAUAUUUGUCUAUUUUUGAAAAUUAUACAUUAUUUUUAAGCAGGCACAGCGCUGGGAUGGGGGGGGGUUGAAGCCCAGCGCUUUGAUGAGUAUGCAAAACAGCCCCAUCCCAGUCAUUACUUUGAUCAUUUGAGGAGCACAGAAGGGCAAGAAGCUCCUCCAGCUGUUGCAGAGGGUCUGUGUGUGUGCAUGUGGCCCUUGGGUGGUUAGCCAAGGGUCAAUGCGGCCCCCAGGCCAAAAGAAAAGCUUGCCAUACAUACAUGUGUUGAGUUGCUUCUUAUGAGCCAGCUAAACAGGCAGUUUUUCACAACCUGGUGGUAGUUGCGUCCAUAAAGUCAGAGUAAGUGUCCUGGACCCUCCAUUUUCCUUCAUUGUACUUGUUGUCUGGUUGUGGCUUACAACAGUGUUGUGCAUAUGCAACACUGGGUGUGUCCAUAAUCACAUGCAACAGUCUCUAGGUACUAUUAGUUUUCCAAAACUGUAUGGAUAUUCGGAGUAGAACCGUUGAAAUUAAUGGACAUGGCUAACUUAGGUCCAUUUCUUUCAGUGGAAGAACUUUCUAAGUACAACUUGGCUGGGUAAUACCCAUUGUAUUUUUUACUCCCAGGUAGAGGUGCUUGUGGAAUUCUCUGAACAAAAUAACUUGGACCAUAUUCACACCAUACAUUUAAAGGGCCACUUCAAACAAUCAUGGCUUCCCCCAAAGAAUCCUGGGAGCAGCUGUUUGUUGAGCAGCAUGGCUUGUCUGUCAGCCAGCACUCCUCUCCUACAACUGAGCUGUGAUUGGAUUGGAAAGUUGUUAGGAAACUCCUCACAGAGCUGCAGUUUCCAGCACCCUGAACAAACUACCAUUCCCAGGAUUCCUUAGGGGAAGCCAUGACUGCUUAAAGCGGAUCACAGUUCUUUAAAUGAAUGGAGCAGAUGGUGCCGUAGUUAUUCCAUUUUCAACAAACCAAAUAGCCUGUAAUCUCCUGUCACCUACAUGCGCCAUUUUCCUUCUUUCGGCAGGGAGCCAACAGUGCAGCAACAUGCCAGGGAAGGAGACCCCAUCCGGACAAUGGGUGCCAUCCGGAAAGAGAAGGACAACUUCAAAGUGCCAAAAGAGUGA